AUUAAGCAGAGAAUGUGUGAGGUAGCUAAUUGAGUAUACGAAGCUUCGCGGAAUUAUUUUUUUUAUUUAGUCGCGUGAGACGAAAUGAUCAAGUGUAGUGUAGAAUUUUUGUAACAGGGUGGGGAAGACGCGAUGUCGCGAUGACGUCGAUCUUGGUCAACUUCUUCGACUUCUUCCACACCAUGCGAGCCAUCCACUAUAAUUUCCUCCGUGUAGUUUAAUAUUGACUGUCGUCGCAACAGCAUUAACUUCCUCGUGGUUGUGAGCUUUCAUUCGGUCGUGGAGUGGGUCAAUUUUGUGAUUAUGAAAAAUUUGAUUACUUUACCACCCCAAUAGUUUGCAAGUAUGAUAAAGAGUGAUAAGACAAGGGACAGAGUAUUAGCUGCAAUUUAAUUUUGGAUUAUAUUGUCCACUUGAAAAGUUCAAAUUUCUAAUAAAAUGGAAAUGUACAGGAGAUGGUUACCACUUGUGGUCCUCAUAAUUUUCUCUCAAGUCUCAAAGACACAAAAUGUUGAAGAUAUCAAGUCAGAUGGCCAAGGAGAGGCGUCUGAGAAGCCCACGGAGUCUGAUCAUCAUGAAUUGCUUGAUGAAGAUCUUGCAGAGGGGAAUCCAAAAAUUCUUUCACGUCAGAAGAGACUUCUCUGGAUCACAGAUGAUGGACGUUUGGCACUACCACCUGGGACUUCUUUAACAAUCUCCCCCACAAUUGCUCUCCCCUUGAUUCGAUAUCCCCCUCCAGGAUUCUUCUCUAACAUCACAGUCAGCUUACCCCUUACAAUUGAUUUCGAUAAAUUGGGAUUGACGGACAAUGAGAAUCCUUUGGGUGUUCUGCCAAAUAUCUUUGCAAGAUCAAUGGGAAGGGCAACGGGAAUGCUGCUGUCCAACUAUAUUUCAUCCUACAUGAAGGGACGGAAGAAGAGACAGACCACCGAAGACAAGGCAUCGUCGCCCUUCCGUGUCACAAUGACACAGACUGAUGAUGAAGAGGCGCUUCCUGAACUUCCGGAGAAGCACAAAUAUGCCUUCCACGGGGGAGAACGAGCUAUUCUCUAUGUGAUCCUCGAGGAUUUCCUCACAACAUUCGGAAUGGAUGGGAAAGCCUGCAUUUUGAGGGCGAUAUGUGAAGUUCAUUCACGAAAACUUCACCAUUUUGGGCUCUUCGGGGAGGUUGUUAAGCUUUUUCUCACAGCUUCGAAGAGCCCCUUUGCACACCUGCUGGACGACUACGUGACAGCCCAGAAGAUUGGUGAGGGUACCCUGGGACCGGGUGAGUGCUUCCCGUACUACAAAAAAUGCCCCAGAAGCCUCUUCAGGAGUAGCAUAGAUCACAAAUACCAAAAUAAUGCGGAGGAGGAGGAGGAGACCAGUGAUGCUAAUGAAAUUCAUAACUCAGAUUUUAGUCAAUUCAACAUGAUGUAGCUCUUUUAUUUCAUUUUAUUCUCUCUUCUGUGGCCAUAUUGGCUACGAGAUGCGCACAUUUGUAUAGUCACGAUCGAAGGCCAUCAAUUCAUGUACAUUUUUCAUUAUCCUGUGUUUAAUAAAUUCAUCCCAGAAAUAAAGGAAGAAAAUCAGAAUGGAGAA
Lutzomyia longipalpis is the source of this 1581-nucleotide messenger RNA. RefSeq lists its product as uncharacterized. The transcript is spliced from 4 exons. Lineage: Eukaryota; Metazoa; Arthropoda; Insecta; Diptera; Psychodidae. Bases 439 to 1419 code for a protein of 326 amino acids. The record is from RefSeq and is a predicted model, not a curated record.